Molecule: messenger RNA, 2917 nt
Organism: Chara braunii
Lineage: Eukaryota; Viridiplantae; Streptophyta; Charophyceae; Charales; Characeae
Source: the annotation of a GenBank genome assembly
ACCAGAUGAAGCUGCACUUCAUCGUGGAGGGCGUUGCGGGGAAAUAUGCAUUCAAGGGAUCGAAGCGGUGGAAGUGCAAGUACUGCGAGCACCGUUUCAUUGGGACUGCGACGAAACUCACGAAACACUUCCUCGUAAAGUGCAGCCUUGACUAUUGCACUACGGAAAUGUCGGUGGAGGAGAGGGUGAGGAGGGAAGAGGGGAUAAGGCAAGGGAAGUGGCUUGCUCGUGUGCUGACGCACGGAGAGGCACCAGGGUCCGGGCCCAGCAAUUCGCAAACCGUCGCUGAAAACGCCCCUCAGUUUCGUAGCUCGGAGGUGGGUGCAGCGGGCAUCACCGAUGAAACACCCAUGCCUCAAUCGACUACAGGCACAAUUCCUGGAUCGAAGGCAUCGAAGGCAGUUCCAAAGGGACCUUUGCGGCAGACACUGAUCGAGGAGGCCGACAGUGUUAUCACGCACAACGAGCGGACGAGUCGAUUUCUUGACAGGUUUCUAACCUGCACAAACCAGCCGUUCAGUUUGGUGGAGGAUGAGUAUUUCCUGGAGUUCAUUGACGCGGUGAAGAAGGCCCAUCCGACGUGGAUGCCGUGCAGAAGGGAUGAGCAAAGGACGAAACGGCUGGACGCUGACUACGCGCGGGUUGGGGCGGAGGUGCGCUCGAUGAUCCCGAAGUGGAAGAAGUCCGGGUUCGGUACGGUCUUUUGGAAGUCAAUGUGCAUAGAGGGCAAGGUGAAGGAUGUUGAAGCUUACUUUCGUGUCUUGGAUGGGGUCAUCAAAGAGAUCGGAGCGGACGCAGUCGUUGGUGUCGUCAUGGACAACGCAAGGGUGUGCGUAAAGGCAGAGAAGAUGGUGGAGGCCGCCUAUCCGAACAUCUUUCGCGUCGGAUGCACUGCGCAUGCGCUCGAUCUUGCGCUGGAGGACAUGUAUAAGCACAUGCCUUGGAUGGCGGAGGUGGUUAAUGCCGGGAACAAGGUCGGCAAGUUUUUCACGAAUGUGGACAAGGCGACGGCCAUGUUCCACAACUACUCACCGAAGACGAAGUUGAAGCGCCCUGCGGCAACCAGAUUUGCCACCAACUUCACGAUGCUCGAGUCUUUGAAGGAACUGAAGAAUGCACUGGAUCGCUGCGUUUGCGAUGUGGGAUGGGUGGCGAAGAUAGAACGGGCAGAGCAGUUAGUGGCGUUCAACAAGGUGACGGCCAUCAUUCUAGACAAGGGCGAGUUUUGGAGCAACGUCAACAAGGCGAUCGAUGUGAUGCAGCCCGUAGUGGAGCUGCUUCGGCUGGUCGAUGGACAAGGACCGACCAUUUCAAAGGUGUACUUCAAAAUGGAUCGGGUUGUUCAGCUCAUGCGUGCCCUGGAGUGCCUUUCAAGUGACGAGCACGAGGCGGUGGAGCGGAUCCUCAUGGACCGCUGGUCAUUCAUGACCAGCGAGCUGCAUUGCGCUGCWGCCUUCYUGRAUCCUGAGCACCGAAUGCAGAACGCGCAGCGUGACCCGGAGGUUCGCGCAGGAUUCAACAUCUGGCUAUACUCCUGGAUGCCACGAGAUAAGCGCAAGGAAGUGAGCUUCCAGGUUGACYAGUGGGUCAACGCUUUAGGAGGGUUCUCCAAAGAGGAGGCGCGCGAGCAAGCCAGCCAGCAGCCACCAGCUUUGUGGUGGGAGGCGUUUGGAUCCAAACACGACCUCCUUGCACCGCAAGCCAUCAAAUUGCUUGGCCAGGCAAGCUCCUCCGCUGCUUGUGAGCGGAACUGGAGCUUGCAUGAGCUCAUCUACGGGAUAAGGCGCAUGAAGCUCAUGCCGAAGAGGAUGGCCAAGCUCGUGUACAACAGCUGGAAUGUCCGCCUUCUGAAGAGCAUUCGGCGCGGCGGGGGGGAUGAAAUCCACAUCCCAUGGGCGGAUGACGUCCCGGUGGACAAGGAGAUGGAGGACUGGUGCGCAGAUUGGCUGAAGCGUGUCCACGGAGAGGUGGAAGAAGAAGAGGUGGUUGUGGCGGACGUCGAAGACGAGAAAGACGACUUUCCACUGCAGCGCACCUUCCAGCGCAAUGACGAGGUUGACGAGAGGCUGUGUGAGGAGGAGGACUCUGUUCUCGUCGGUACAAGGGAGCGCGAUUGGCACCAGUGCACGAAGCCCGUGAAAUACCGUGAGCGCACAUGGGUGGAGGGUCGGGAGGAGGGACCACGGAGGGGGCACACAAACAAGGGCAAAGAGAAGCCCGGUGACAACGCGCCCGUGCAGCGUGGCAAAAGGAAGGCUGUUGAGCAAGAACAGCCACGACCGAAGAGGGGCCGUCCCACAUUGGCGGAGCAGGCAGAACGCAGGGCACGAAAGGCGGAAGAGAAGGCCGCCAAGGCAGCAGCUGACGCUGCCGCAGCAAAAGCUGCUGCGGCCAAAGACGUUGCGGCCAAAGCCCGAGCGUCGGCGAAAGCCGCCGCGAAGAACGCUGCCGCUGGGAAGACGAAGAGAGUCGCCAUCAUAAAUGAUGACAACGAUGAGGAUAUCCCGAAAGACAUCCGGGGAGACGAAGAGCUCGAAGGCUCAACAUCAACUUCUUCCAGCUCAAGUGACAUAUCUGAUUCCUGUGGGGGGGAGGGAACGGAGGAGAGUGACGAGGAAGAAGACGGUGACGGUGAGGCGCAGCCGGAGGAGAGCGAGGAGGAAGAAGGGGAACAGGCGGCGUAGGGUGCACCCGCUGUGCUGUUUUGGCAGACAAACUCAAGUUACUAAGCAAUUUGAAUGUUGAACUUGUGGAUCUUUUUCAUAUAAGUUUCUAACUUUUUGUCAAGUUUUCUGUUGUCUUUCUCAUUCUUUGCUGUGUGUGGUGCAUCAUCGAUUGUUCAUAGUUUGUUUCCUGUGUUUUUGUGAUGCCAUACCGCCGCUCGAUUGCAUGGAUGCAAUGAAUGCCUGCUGUCGUG